Molecule: messenger RNA, 4500 nt
Organism: Osmia bicornis bicornis
Lineage: Eukaryota; Metazoa; Arthropoda; Insecta; Hymenoptera; Megachilidae
Exons: 4
Coding region: 1-4500 (1499 amino acids)
Source: RefSeq, a predicted model, not a curated record
AUGCGCCCGACCACGCCUGUUGCACAUCCGCCCACGCCGCUCGCUCCAGCUCUUGCUCAGCUGCGCGAAGAACCCUCGCAGCCCUCGCAAAUUGCUCGCACGCGAUCGCCCACGCGGCUCACGUCAGAGCUACAAGUACGCGCUCGAGCCCAGGCAGACCGUCUGGACACUAUCAUUGGCAUUGUCGAGGAGUUCCAGGCGGCGGCUGCCAAGGAGCCUCUGACGAUCAUUGAAGAAGAGGUCAAGAUCACGCGGGACACGCUGCUGCAGCUACACGUUGCGUUCCAGCAGGAGCACCUCCUUCUCAGCCGCCAAUGGCUGGUCUCACAACUGGAGCACGGCUACUUUAAGACCAAGGUGGCUUCCAAUGAGGAACGCGUCGUGCUCACGGCCAGGAAACUCCUCGCCCAGCUGGAAAAUCGGCUCACGCAGACCAAGCAGGCCCAGCAGACCACACAGCAGGCUCAGCCCAUGCAGACCACUCCGCCCUCGCAGAUGCGCUCUCGUUUGCCAGAGCUGACUCUCCCAACAUUCGAGGGAGAGUACAGCAAGUGGCAAGAGUUUAAAACCCGUUUCUCGUCUGUCAUUAGCAAUAGGACAGAGCUCUCAGAUAUUGACCGACUGCACUAUCUGAAAGGGGCUGUGACAGGGAGCGCAGCCCAACUGAUCUCGCAUUUGCCCGCGACAGAGGAGGCGUUCACCCAGGCUUGGCAGCUACUGGAUGCUCGCUUCGAAAACAAACGGCUCAAUGUGCAAUCACACAUGGACAGAUUGUACAAUCUGAAGCCAAUGAAGACCAGGAAGGCAGCGUCGUUGACCAAGAUGGUCAAUAUUAUCCAGGAGACACAGCAGGCACUGAAAUCGUUCAAGCUUGCCGACGAUCCCAACUGCUACCGGCUCAGUGGCCUCGUCCGCCUUCUCGACACGGAUACACGCGAGCACUGGGAGCAAUCGCUCGCCUCUCAGAAGGAGUAUCCUACGAUACAGCAAUUGACCACCUUUCUGCUGGACUGCGCGGGAACAUUGGAGCAACUGGAGCGUUUGGGGGACGCGCGCCGUUCUCAGACCACGCCUGAUACAACAACACGGACAUCGCACGCUCCCAUGCAGCUGAGGCCAACAGCUCGCGCCGCCCACGCAGCUGCAACUCAGCCCACUCCGGCAUCCGCAUCAGGCCGCCCAGACACCACCAGACCACGCACUUCGGCACUCUACCCGUGUGCCUUCUGCACGCACGACCAUUUCCUGGCGGUGUGUCCCGCUUUCAGGCAGUUGACACUAAAUGACAGGGCCAAUGUUAUCAAGGACAAACAACUCUGUGUCAACUGCCUGGGACACCAUAGUCUCAGGAGCUGUCGCACUGCCCAAUGCUACAAACUUUGCAAUGAACAGCACCACACGGUGCUGCAGGGCAGGGACCUGAGCAGGGUAAUGGUGCCUGGACUCAGAACAACGCAGCCCUCAACCGGUACAACGCUACCGAAGAACACGCCAGCACCGUCAACCUCAGAGUCUUUAGUAAAUCAGCUUAGACUCAGGCGACAACGCUCCUCAUUGGAUGUCCACAGAGUUGGUGGAGCAAGGACCUCGCAGACGAAUGGGGUGGUCAAUAUUACCCUCCAUUCCAACUACAGACCGCUCUCAGUCACCGUUCACGCACACGCGCUCACGAAGGUGACCACUUGCCUACCAUCAGAUCCACCAGCUCGUACAACGCUGCCAUCGCAUCUGGGGAAAUUGAACCUCGCAGAUCCUCAAUUACACACAUCCAGACCGGUGGACAUCAUUCUCGGAGCAGACGCAUACGGGCAAGUCAUCAAGUCAAAUAUUAUUCGGCACGCGUCAUCACCGUUGAUCGCUCAACUUUCGAUCUUCGGUUGGCUCAUAAUCGGGCCCCUGGAGGGCUCUCAGACAAUUUGCAGGACUUCUCAUCAAGUGACAGUCAAUAAUACUGAUCGCCAAUUGAAUGAGUUACUCAGCCGCUUCUGGACGCAGGAAGAGCCACCGCAGGACACGGCACUCUUGCUCUCGCCAGAUGAGCAAGAGUGCGAAGAUCACUUCAAGACCACGCAUUCAAGAGACUCUGCAGGAAGAUACAUCGUGCGAUUGCCGCUCAAACUUCACCCAAGAACACUCGGCAAUUCGUAUCAGACGGCGCACAACUGUCUUCCGCGGAUUCUCAGACGACUCAGCAAGGACACUCAGUACAAACAGCUGUACACCAAGUUCAUGUUCGAAUAUGAGCAGCUUGAUCACAUGGUAACACUGAACAAUGACUCAAUAAUCAGUCCGUUUCAGUACUUUCUCCCGCAUCAUGGCGUUCUGAAGUUGGGCAGCACGACCACCGCAUUGCGUGUGGUUUUCAACGGCUCCAGUCCAACUUCAUCAGGAUACUCGCUGAACGAUCUUCUACACACUGGUCCAAAUCUGAUGCUAAAUAUCGCAGAUCUGCUCAUUUGGAUACGCAGAUACAAACAUCUGUUUGCAACUGACGUCACGAAGAUGUACCGACAAAUUAAGGUGCAUCCAGAUGACUGGAGCUUGCAGCAGAUACUCUGGCUUGAUGACACGCAGAAAGAAACGCAGUACCAGCUGACCACGGUCACGUACGGGACGAAAGCUGCACCGUACUUGGCUGUUCGAACACUCCUGCAACUCGCUGAGGAUGAAGGGUCGAAAUAUCCCCUUGCUGUUGAACCCAUCAAAAACGGCAGGUAUGUCGAUGCUAUUUUUGGUGGCGCAGACACAGCAGAGCAUCUACAGGAUGUUGCAAAUCAGCUAACGCAACUCUGUCAAGCUGGUGGAUCUCCAUUGGCAAAAUGGCAUUCCACGAGGAAAUCGUUGCUAGAAGACCUCGCACCAGAACAGAACAACGCAGCAAUCUCAUUCGACGACUGCGCAACCAAAAUUCUCGGAAUUAAAUGGAUUCCACAUCAGGACACGCUUAACUUCUCGACCAUAUCAGCUACGCAACGCACGCAGUUUACGAAACGCCUCGUCCUCUCAGAAGCAGCACAACUAUUUGAUUCUCUCGGUUUUGUUGCACCUGUAAUUAUCAGAGCUAAAAUUCUCAUUCAAGAGCUUUGGUUACAGGAACUCGGUUCGGACGACAUUCUGCCUUGUCACAUUACUCAGCAGUGGCUUCGUAUCAGGGAAGAUUUAACCAGUCUGGCCAGACUUUCCAUCCCACGAUGGUUCAACACAACGACCACGUCUACAGUUGAACUCCACGGAUUCUCUGAUGCAUCAGUCCUCGCAAUGGCAGCAGUCGUCUACCUCGUUGUCCACGCACCGUCCACGGGUACCCACACAUCUCUGAUCUGCUCGAAAACGCGAGUGACACCACUCAAACGUCUGACCAUCCCGAGGUUGGAACUCACAGCAGCGCUGCUACUCUCAAAACUGAUGCGGCAUGUUCACGCUACUUUGAACUUGACCGUUUCUCAGACAUUUUUGUGGACGGACUCAGAAGUUACGCUUGCAUGGAUCAAGACGCACGCCUCCAAAUGGAAGGAUUACGUACGCAACAGGGUAAUCCAGAUCCAGGAGAUUACGCAGAACUAUCACUGGAGGCACGUACCAGGAUCAUCGAAUCCAGCUGACUGCGCGUCAAGAGGUAUGACGACAGAACAGCUUCAACAGCAUUCUCUGUGGUGGACGGGACCACCGUGGCUCACGCAAUCUCAGAACUCGUGGCUUAAGCUGACCAGUGUCGACGCAGACGAGUUGGGCGCCCCUGAAGCUUGUGCUGUCGUCUCACUCCACACGGCAAACGCAAAUCACCGCUCUUUGCCUCAAAUUCGUGGACAAGCUGUUCAAAGGCGUGACGCUUCGCCCACGCAUUACAUCUCCGCAGCUGAUAUCGAAAGGGCCAGAAUCUACUGGAUUCAGGCCACGCAGUCCACAUUCUUCAAAGAUGAACUCGCUGCACUCGCCAAAGGAACUACGCUUCCGUCGACGCAUCCAUUUACGAGGCUCACCGUUUACCUUGACCAUCAAGGGAUCGCCAAAAUUGAAGCCAUCCUCAAUUCAAGACCGUUGGAACCAUUCAGCGAUGAUCCAGACGACGUCUCAGCCCUCUCACCAGGACACUUCCUGAUCGGAUCGCCGCUCAACGCAGUUACAGAGUCAACGCUUCUUGACGUCUCAGUCAACAGAUUGUCAAGGUGGCAAUUUCUGCAGCAGCGCCUCCAACAAUUGUGGAGACUCUGGUCCACGCAGUACUUGCAGCGACUCCAGGCCAUCUCUAAGUGGCAUCAUCCGUCCAACGAGAUCAAGGUAGGCUCUCUUGUUCUCAUUACUGAUGAACGCUUGACCCCAGGGAAAUGGCCCAUGGCCAGGGCUCUCAAUUUGAUGCCAGGAAAGGAUGGACUGACCAGGGUCGUCACUCUCAAGACGGCCACCACGACACUCACGCGGCCAAUCGCCAAGCUGGCGCUGCUUCAUCAGCCCUCUCAGGACAACGCGGACACGCAGACCACAUCAUCGACCAGUCGCUGA